Polypterus senegalus (gray bichir) is the source of this 1734-nucleotide messenger RNA. RefSeq names its product ubiquitin-fold modifier 1 (gene ufm1). Gene Ontology annotation, biological process: protein K69-linked ufmylation. The transcript has 6 exons. The record is from RefSeq and is a predicted model, not a curated record. NCBI's taxonomy places the organism in Eukaryota, Metazoa, Chordata, Cladistia, Polypteriformes, Polypteridae. Bases 31 to 330 code for a protein of 99 amino acids. Gene Ontology annotation, cellular component: nucleus; cytoplasm.
CUGAUCCCCGAAUGCCUUAUAAAAUACUAAAUGUCCCUGAAAGCACGCCAUUCACAGCUGUGCUUAAAUUUGCAGCAGAGGAGGAGUGUGGUUAUAUCAGCUAAGAAUUGUACUUUAGCCUCUAAAGAUGCACUGCCUAAAACUGCAACAAUGAUGGCAAGUUGCAGAGUAACCACAUAUCCUGCACAGUUUAAGGUUCCAGCAGCAACAAGUGCUAUAAUAACAAAUGAUGGAAUUGGAAUAAAUCCAGCUCAAACAGCAGGAAAUGUUUUUCUGAAGUAUGGAUCAGAAUUGAGGAUUAUUCCCAGAGACAGAGUUGGAUGGUGUUGAGCACUGGAUUUUUGCUUUUUAAGACACUUUUAUUUUGGAAUAAUCGUUGGCUGCAGCCUCACUCAUACCAGACAUUAUAAAUUUACCAUUUAAAAUUAUGUUAAAGACUGGAAUGUCCUCGGAAUCCCUGAGUAUCACCCUAAUAUGUCAAUUGGCAGAUGUAAUUUUGGAAUCGAGUACUUUCAUAUUUUGUUAUGUAUUCUAUCAUUCUGUUUCAAAUAUGAUAUAAUUUCCAGCAAAUCAAAAGUUCACUUGUGAACUUUAGGAUUUCUAAUACUGUCUCUUCUCUUUUUUUAAAACAUAUUAUUUAAUAUGUUAACCAAGUGUACCCUACAGUGUGGCUUAUGUACAAAAACAUUUAUAUGGACUGACCACCUGUCCAGAAUUGGUUCGUGACUGUUGCUACUUGGACGGGCUUCACCUUCUAGGACUCCAUACUUUGAUGUGGUAGUUAUUUAAUUUAUGUAAUGGAUGGUUGAAUGGAUUUGUACAAACCUUGUCUUACUGUCAAAGAGUUUGUAUAUUUCUUUUUGAAGUCCAAAAUUAAAAGUGAUGAAAUGUUUAAAAUAUUUUGUUACUUUAACAUUUUUUCAAAUGUAUUUGGUACUUUAUUGUGUAAAUGUUAAUAUAGUGCAUUAUUGGCCUUUAAUUCUUCAUGAGGUCAUAAUUUAAAAUGAUUUCAAUUCAUUUUUGCUAUGUGCACUUAAAUAUGUUUAUCAUUUUGCAGAGCUUUGAUAUGAUUUAAUAGGGAUAGAGUAAAACUGUUAAAUCAGGUUAUAAAUGGUUAAGGAAGAAUUAAAAUAUAUUUCAGUAUAUAUAUGAUGUAUUUUUUUCCCCCAGAAUAAAAACGUAUUAAAUUAAUCUAUUAUCUGAAACAGUUUGUAAUAUUUUCUAGUCUGCAGUGACCAAAAAUCCUUGAAAGAAAGCAGAAACAAGAUUCUAUUGUAGAUGUGUCUGUUUGGUAUUGGGUAAGAGAAGUACUGUUAACAUGGACAGCUUGUACUUUGAAAAGUGGUUUAGACAAUUAUUACUAAAAUACAUCAGUUAGGAGAACUUUGAUUGAUGUUAUACUAUGCUAAUGUUCCAGCACAAUUUAAUAUGACUCAUACUGAACGUAUAUUUGACUAAAUGUGUCAUUGUUAUCCAGUUUAAAAUCAUUCUAGUUUCUCAAAUCAUGCUAAAGGUUACUAAAGUUACAGUCAUAUGAUAAAAUAAGUACAUGAAAUGUGUGGUGUGUUUUUUUUUUUUUUUUUUUCCUUUGUUUUUUUCUUUUAACAUAUGUGGACUUAAUCAAGGUUUGAUCUUCAUUUAAGUAGUAUAUUUAGAUAAAGGUGAUGAAAUUUCGGGGGGGACAAUGAAUGUUGGAUUUGCAAUCAUUUAUUCCAUUAAAGAUGUUAUAUGCCA